Molecule: messenger RNA, 677 nt
Organism: Suillus clintonianus
Lineage: Eukaryota; Fungi; Basidiomycota; Agaricomycetes; Boletales; Suillaceae
Product: Mss4-like protein
Exons: 3
Coding region: 54-557 (167 amino acids)
Biological process (GO): post-Golgi vesicle-mediated transport; small GTPase-mediated signal transduction
Cellular component (GO): cytosol; membrane
Molecular function (GO): guanyl-nucleotide exchange factor activity; zinc ion binding
Source: RefSeq, a predicted model, not a curated record
CCAACCUCUACUUACAACCCCCAGCACGAAAGAGAGCUUGACUCACAAUCUUCAUGUCGGAUCAGUCUCUGCCUCCCGGUGCUCUGGAAGCAUUACAACGCCCUUCGAAUGCCGGAAACCGCUCCACAGUUCGCAAACUCUCUGAUUUUGAUCAAGGCGUACUGGCGGUUUCUGUAUCACAUCAUAAGGAUCUAGGAGAAUUGACACACAAAUUCGACCUUCUCUGUCCCCGUAGCGGGUGCGGUAGCGUAAUAUUGAAAGCGGGCAUCGGCCGAUGGGUGGAGAGUGAAAGUGUUGAGCUUGAUAUCACAGAGAAGUCUCUUCACCCAGACCUGCAAGCACUGCCAGCUCCACCUGCGACUACCCAGUGGUGGUUGGUGACUCCCAAUGUCAUGGAUUUUGAAAACAUUGGUUUUACGAGGCCUGUCCAGCAAGACGUUGCAGCGAAAAAGCUCAAGUUUCUGAUUUGCGCAGAGUGCGACCUUGGUCCAUUGGGGUGGUGCGAAGAAGGGGGUAAAGAGUUUUGGCUAGCUUGUUCGCGGGUGGGAUAUCGCUGAGACAUCUUCUGUCACGUUACCACCAAGUACAAGUCCAAUUAUUAUCCCCGUCAGGCUAGGCGCUCGGCGACACUUUGUUCGCUUCAUUGGAGCUGAGGUUGUAAGGCUCUCACUUCGCUU